Messenger RNA from Doryrhamphus excisus (bluestripe pipefish), 1885 nucleotides. RefSeq names its product pyroglutamyl-peptidase 1-like. The record is from RefSeq and is a predicted model, not a curated record. Gene Ontology annotation, biological process: proteolysis. Gene Ontology annotation, molecular function: pyroglutamyl-peptidase activity. Gene Ontology annotation, cellular component: cytosol. NCBI's taxonomy places the organism in Eukaryota, Metazoa, Chordata, Actinopteri, Syngnathiformes, Syngnathidae.
CAGUCGGGCGCCUUCAGCUGAGGGGGGGACAACAGGGCGACUUUAUGGUCCUGCUACACAACAAAGACCCGAUAAAGCACCGAAACACUCGACGUGUCACGACGGGAAAUGGACAACAGUAAACGGACUGUGGUCGUUACAGGUUUUGGGCCGUUUGGAGAACACACAGUUAAUGCCAGCUGGGUUGCAGUACAGGAGAUGAAGAAGCUUGGACUUGGCACAGAAGUAGACUUGCAUGUCUACGAGGUUCCUGUGGAGUACCAGACUGUGCAGAGUUUAGUUCCGUCACUAUGGAAGAAGUAUCACCCCAUGUUGGUUGUUCAUGUCGGCGUGUCAGGCAUGGCCACCACCGUCACGUUAGAGAAGUGCGGCAGAAAUCAUGGCUACAAGGGCCUGGACAACAGCAGCUUCUGUCCUGAUUCACAGUGUUGCAUUGUGGGAGGCCCAGACUGUAUUGACUCUGUUAUUGACAUGGAAUCAGUCUGCAAGAGAGUGACUGCCUCUGGACUGGGAGUCGCCGUGUCUGUCUCCAAAGAUGCUGGAAGAUAUCUAUGCGAUUUCACCUAUUACACAUCCCUCUACAUGAGCCACGGUCGCUCUGCCUUCGUCCAUGUGCCUCCUCUCGGGAAGCCGUACAGCGGCGAAGACCUGGGCCGCGCGUUGCAGGCCAUUGUCCGGGAGAUGCUGGAGCUUCUGGAUCACGCCAAGGAAAAGAUUCACUGCCAGCAGCACUUCCACUAAGUGACCUCCCGAAAACCAACCAACCAACCAGCCAGCCAGCCUGCCUCUCCAGCCACGCAAGACAAAUUGCACUCGACAACAAGUAGCCAAGUUCUUUCUUUUUUCUCAUCCUGUUGGAUGUAAUGAAAGUUGCAAAUGUGCAGGGGCGUUAUCACGACGUGCCCCCCCCCCUCGGUUAUGAUGUGAGAGUUCCCGUUACAGUUACUGCGUACAGUGUCGAUUUAUACACAGCAUUACUCCAAAUGUAUUGCACCUUAUAGCGUUAGGGUUUACUGACAUGGUUACAGAAGUCACAUUUGGCAAACCCCGACAUUGGUUCAAUUUGUAAUGCUUCAUUCUUACAUGUCGAGCUUUUUUUUAUCGUAUUAUUGUGUUACCAAAGCCGCAAAGUUCUCGAUGAAUUCAUCACUAACGGUAGUUUAGACCAGUGUUUUUCAACCCCCACGGCACGUUUUUUUUUUUUUUUUUUUACAUUGGAAAAAUCUUGUGGUACAUCACUAUGUCAUACAACCUCGAAGUCUAUCUGAGGAACAAGGCAGGUGUUGCCACACGGACCAAUAUUACAGUAAACAUCGCAUAUAUCGGAUUCAAUUGUUCCCACUGGUUUUGUCCGAUAUAAGCAAAAUCCGUUAUAUGCGUAUACCGGAAAAUGUCCGUUUUACGCAUAUAUCGGAUUUAUAUCCGGUAUAUGCGUAAAUGGGAUUUUAUCCGUUAUAAAAAGGCACUUCCUUGACUAUGUUUCCAAUGUACCUGGACGCGCAGGCAACGCUGCAAAUGACGUCGUAUAGCGGCCUGUCACGAUUCGGCGAAUCGGAGCGCCACGAUGCGGCCAUCCGAUAUAUGCCAGGGAAAUUUCAUGGAAAUGCAUUGGAACGGGACUGGAGAUUUUGUCCGAAAUAGGCGAAAUCUGUAAUGUUAUUAUAUUAUUAUUAUUAUUAUUUUGUUAAAAUAAUAAUAUUACUACCAUUAUUAUAUUAAUAUUAUUAACAACAAUAUUAAUAUAAUAGUAGUAUUAUUAUCAUUAUUUGUAUUACUAUUAUUGUGCUUGUGCUCCUUUUUCCAGGAGUAUUUUGUAAUAUUACUACCAUUAUUAUAUUAAUAUUAUUAACAACAAUAUUAAUAUAAUAGUAGUAUUAUUAUCAUU